Molecule: messenger RNA, 3668 nt
Organism: Panicum virgatum (switchgrass)
Lineage: Eukaryota; Viridiplantae; Streptophyta; Magnoliopsida; Poales; Poaceae
Product: thioredoxin H-type-like
Exons: 3
Coding region: 1414-3564 (716 amino acids)
Source: RefSeq, a predicted model, not a curated record
GGCAGAUAUCUAUCGGGACGCGGCCCGAGGAGGAGAGGGAGACCCAACACAACAACCGCAUCCGUCCGUCCAGGUCCAGUGUGUCCACUCAUCGCGUGAGAAAGAAGAGAGCGGUAGUGCGCGCCCGCGAGACAGAGAUGGCAACUCCGGCGACGGAGGCGGCGACACCGGAGGCACCGGCUGAGGGGUCGGUGAUCGCGAUCCACAGCCUGGACGAGUGGAGCACCAAUAUCGAGAGCGCCAACAGCGCCAAGAAGCUGGUGGUGAUCGACUUCACCGCAUCUUGGUGUGGGCCAUGCCGCAUCAUGGCUCCAAUUUUCGCUGAUUUGGCCAAGAAGCAUCCAAAUGCUGUUUUCCUGAAGGUUGAUGUUGAUGAACUGAAGGCCAUUACUGAGCAAUUCAGUGUCGAGGCGAUGCCGACCUUCCUGUUCAUGAAGGAAGGUGACGUCAAGGACAGGGUUGUUGGCGCAAUGAAGGACGAACUGGUCCAGAAGCUUGCGUUCCACAUGACCCAUGUAGACCAGUAAUGCUAUAGUGAAGUAGUAUUCGCCUAAAUAAGAAGCAGCAUCAACUCAGAGAGAACUAGUGCCUCUACGAUGGUACUUCGUAUGUAGUAUUAACUAUCCUACUCUGCUGCCCAGUUUCUGGAUAAUGAUAAGAUCAGGCCUUGCUUGUUCCAAGAUUGUGCUUUGCAUAUCAUGUUUCCAGCUUCCUCUUUGAGCUGAGAUGUUAUAAUGGUGAAUCAGAUAUCUUGGAAAAUAUUUGACUAUCAUAGUCAUCUAGUUUUUAAGGUUACUUGUCUACCAGCCGCUCAUUAUUAUUGACUUGCAAUUUCUUGAAAGUGCAAUGGUAAUUGCAGUCAUGAGUUAUCAAGCCAGUAUGCUUGCUCUCCCUGAGCACUCAAGUCUUUAGCUUUACAAAAUCAUGGUCCUGGUUUCGAGAGCUGAUAUCUGCUUUUUUGCACGUUCAUCUCCAAACCAUGGUGUAUGGGAUAUAUCCUUUUCUUCACCUGGUACCAUUCAUUGGUCCAAGCUUUGGAGCUUCUCCUCACCACUCGUGCAAAGGCAAAUUUACCAGCUGCUAUCUGUUUGUAUCUGACAGGUUUCAGAGGGAAGAAAGGUUUCUCACCAAAUGUUUCUUGAAACUUUGGGGGAGAUUCUUACCUUGCAUCGAAUGCCACCGCCACAAUCCCUCAAGGCCACAGCCCUCAGAAGAAGCCAUCUUAGCAUCUUGCAAAUGGACACCAAUUCCAAUUCCGUUUCCAUCUCUUUUCUUUUCUUGCUUGUUUCUGCUUCGGUCCCCUUUCGUCUUCUUCCUUCAUGGAUCAAGGCGUUCGCUUUCCAUGAUCUAUCUGCUCCAGCCAUUUCAAGAUCACAGGCCUGCUAGUUAAUCUAUCCGACAAGUUCAUCCGCCAUGGCGGUGAGCCGGGCAGCCAUACGCGGCAUCAGGGAGAGCCUCAGCACGGUGCAGGGCAGCCUGUUGCGGUUGGAGGCGGUCGUGCUCCUGAGCGCGCUCAUCCUCGCCGCCCUGGUGCUCUACGGCUCCGCGAACCGCCGGAGCAGCGACAAGCUCCUCCGCGGCGCCAUGUGGAUGGCCUACUCCAUGUCCUACGUGGUGGUCUCCUACGCCGUGGGGAUCAUCCAGGACGGGCCCUUCCGCGGCGAGACGUUCGUGCUCUGGGCGGCCGCGCUGCUCCUCAUCCAGGCGAGCGCCUACUCGGCGCCCGUGCACAGCCGCCGCGACGUCGACCAGCGCAAGAAGCUGCUGCUGCAGCACGUCCUCCAGACAGGCCUCGUGCUCUGGCUCAUCGUCAACGCCACCGGCCGGAACGCCAGCUACCGGGCCGCCAUCUGGGCGUUCUGGGCGCUCAACGUGCUCAAGACGGCCGCCAAGAUCACCGAGAUGAUCGAGACCAGCCGCCCCGACAUGUCCGUCAAGGUGGUCGCCGAGUACAUGGCCGUCGAGGAGGACCUCGCCCCCGGCGAUCUGCCCCCUGACCCCGCCACCAUGCGAGGGUACAGGUACAUCUUCCACGGCGAGGAGACCAUGGAUCCGGUCAUCCACAACGGCGGCCACCCCGCCCGGGACAACAUGCUCUACCAGAGCGCCGCCAAAUCGGUCGUCACCAUCGACCAAGUUUACCGGUGGAUCGACCAGCAGGCCUACAGUGAUGUCGAGAAGGACAGGGCCAAGGACUUCUGCCUCGCGUUCGCCCUGUUCAAGCUGCUCAAGCGGCGGUUCUACGGGUACGUCCCGGCGGAGGCCGGCUCCGACAAGGCCCGCGACCUCGUGCUGACCGGGCUCAUCCACGCUGGCGCCACCGGCCCCGACGCCGCCUUCCGGGUCGUCGAGGCGGAGCUCGCCUUCCUCUACGACUUCUUCUACACCAGGAACAUCGUGCUGGUGGGUGCCAAGACGUACAUCUGCAUCGCCGUCGCCGUGGCGGGGCUGACCAUGUGGACGGCCUUCUUCGGCACGCUCGGCCCCGGCUACCACCGCCUCCACGUCGGCGUGCGCGACCUCGACCGCUCCGUCACGAUGCUCGUCGUCGUGAUCACCGCGGGGCUCGAGGUGUUCCAGGCGGUGGACGGCUUCGCCUCCAACUGGAGGUACGUCAAGACCGUGUACCGGUGCGUGCGCGACGGCCGGCCGUGGUCGAAGCGGCGGCGGACCCACCUCUGGUGGAAGGAGAGCAUCACGCCGCCGGAGACCAAGUACUGGGAGGACAAGGUCGGCCAGUACGUGCUCCUGAAGCGGUUCCACCACCGCCCCUGCAACCUGCUCUCCUGGCUGACGCUCUACCUGGUGGAGCCGCGGCGGCAGGGCCAGAAGCGGGGCCGGAGGAAGCCGCUGCCGCCCGAGGUGAAGCGCGCCGUGCUUCUCUGGUUGAAGCAGAGCCACUGCCGGCUCAGCAAUGGCGUCGCCACCCUGCGGAGGCACCACCUGCCGCGCCUGGCGUGGGCGUGCAGGCUUCCCAAGCUCACUGACCAGAUCCUGGCGUGGCACGUCGUGACCACGAGCUGCGACUGGGACUACAACGGCCGGCCGGCCGGCCGCGCCGCCACCAGUGACGAGCACCACCGGCUCAUCGCGACGAAGCUCUCCAACUACUGCGCCUACCUGGUGGCCUUCGUCCCGGAGAUGCUGCCGGACCCAAGCUACCACACCGAGCAGAUCUUCGACUCGGCGGUGCAGCAGGCGCGGGACCACCUCGACGGCUGCCGGACGGUGAGCAGCAUACUGAACAGGCUUGGGGAGAUAGGAGCGGCGGAGCUGCCGCACCUGCAGGAGGGCGGCACGUACGAGAGAGCGGGGAGCGCCACCGUCAUGGAGCGGGCGGCGGUGCUCUGGGGCCAGCUCAGGGCGGCCGUGCCCGCCGACGCGCGGCGGUGGGAGGUGCUGGCCGAGUUCUGGAUGGAGUUCCUGCUGUUCCUCGCGCCGUCGGACAACGUGGACAUCCACGCCGAGAUGCUCGGCGCGGGCGGCGAGUUCAUGACGCACCUGUGGGCGCUGCUGUCUCACGCUGGCGUCCUGGAGCGACCGCCGGUCAUGCACCGGCAAUGAUGCGUGCGCUGAGUAGCUUGAUUUAUUUCCCCGUCACUAAAAUACGCAAAGCCAUAUUUGGGCCAUUUGGUGGUUUGAAAGCCCAGAACAUGCUAAUCGUGGCC